UAUUUAGUAAUUUAUUUUCUCGGAGGAGCAAAACAAAGACUUUCAGUUUGACUUCGCCGGCGAACACAAUGGAGAGAGAUCAAAACGAAAAUUCAACUUCGCCGCCGGCGACGGUGAUCGAAGAAUGGAACGGAACUUCGUCGACUAAACUCACAAAAACAGCCACCAUAACUGCCACGUCAUUAUCUUCAAUCUCUAUCAAAAGGUCAAGUAAUGCAUUCACUCAUAUCUCUCAACGAAUUCUCCAAGCUUUUGUUCCCGAGGGGUUUCCAAGUAGUGUUACUCCAGACUAUGUUCCUUUUCAAGUGUGGGACUCAUUGCAGGGGCUUUCUACCUAUGUGCGGAUGAUGCUCUCUACACAAGCUCUUCUAAGUGCUAUAGGUGUUGGUGAGAAAUCCGCUACUGUUAUUGGGGCAACGUUUCAGUGGUUCUUGCGAGAUUUAACUGGUAUGGUUGGAGGCGUCUUGUUCACAUGUUACCAGGGUUCUAAUUUAGACAGUAAUGCCAAAAUGUGGCGUUUAGUGGCAGAUCUCAUGAAUGAUCUUGGAAUGUUGAUGGAUCUUGUGUCUCCUUUAUUUCCGUCGGCCUUUGUGUUCAUUGUUUGCUUGGGGAGUUUGUCAAGGUCAUUCACUGGUGUUGCUAGUGGAGCCACUAGAGCAGCUUUGACACAGCACUUUGCCCUUCAAAACAAUGCAGCAGAUAUAGCUGCAAAGGAAGGAAGCCAAGAAACUCUUGCUACAAUGUUUGGGAUGGCUUUAGGAAUGCUUCUUGCACACAUCACAAGUGGCCACUCAUUUGCCAUAUGGAUAUCCUUUUUGUCUCUUACUAUAUUCCAUAUGUAUGCGAACUAUAUGGCUGUCUGUAGUCUUUCACUGAAUACCCUGAACUGUGAAAGAUGCUCAAUUGUUUUAUCACAAUUCUUCAAGACAGGCCAAGUUCUCUCUCCAAAGCAGGUCUCCUCCAUGGAGCAUGUUCUACCUUCACGGCUGUCCUCGUUGACCUCAAAAGGCAGUGAUUCUCUAUACAAGCGAGUACAUUUAGGUGUCAGAGUUUCUUCACUUGACAGCCUUGCUAUGGUCAACCUCUUACAAUCUGCUGGAUCAAAUCACAAGAAAGCAAAGUAUUUACUUCAACAAGAAAGGGAUAUUAUCAACAUUAUUACUCAUAAGGAUUCAACCGCAGCUGAUAUAUUGCAAUCAUUCAUCCAUGCGCUUGUCAUGGCAAAACUAGGUGAUCAAGGUGGAUCCAUGUCUUUGGAGAGCCAAUCAUGGAUGAAUAAACACUAUGAAGUUUUUCUUCUGAAGCUUCAGUCAUCAGGAUGGAAGACUGAGCGUCUGCUAUCAUCAUCAGUUGUUUGGAGAGCAAAUUGGCUAGUAGAGUACUCAGAUGGCAAACAUGACUAGAAUGUUUUACGAACUUAAAGUUAUCGAAUAUUGAUGAGAUGAAAAUUCUGGAACCACAAAGUAAUUUUAAGAAACAUGUGCUUUCAAGUUCCAAUCCGGGGUGAUUUCAAGUCAUCAUUUGGUAUAUCUUGGAUCUUCAAUGACAGUGAGAAGGUAAACCUUAAAAAGAGAGGAGAUUUUAUUUGGCAAGAGGAGUUAUUUAGUUACAUGUGAAGUAUCAGAACCAGUCAGUUUAGCCUGGCUUACAUACUGUGACUUCAAAGGAUAGCAAUUGAUGCAUAGUUUCUGAGAUCUUGGAGAAACUUUUGUUUACUGGAAUUUUAAAAGGUGCUAGCUAUUCUUGAGAUCAAAGUUGUAUUGUAAUUUAUGGCAUUAUUUCAUAAGCCUGAGUGGAGAUUCCAUUGAGGUGUGCCCCAACUAACGGGAGAUUUUGGUUUUAAGAAGGAAUAUUUUAUUUGCAAUGAAAUGUUGUCUAUACAUCUUAGCGGUAUUGUUAAUUGGCCUAACAAUGUAUGUAUAUAGGUCAAUGCCAUUUUCUUCCUACAGCGCAAAAAUCACCUCCAAAUAGGGUUUUCACUGCAAAAUUUGAAAAUUGAAAACCAAAGUAGGGCGUUCACUGUAUAGCGACUCCUGGCAGGAGUGAGAGCCAACUCUUCUCCAAAUUAGGCUUUAAAUUUUGGAGCCAAUCCUCCGGCUGAAGGGCGACCUGACUCCUCCAGGUAUGAUAAGUGCUGGUAUUUCCUAUUACCCUUUGUCCUUGUUAGAGAUAUUUCUUAGAUUCCUUUUCUUUUUCUUUCCUUUUUUGGUAUUUGAAAUUGAUGUAUUUGGGUUGUUAUUUUGCAUUUGUAUUGCACUUGGAUGUUAUUAAUUUGUCAAUUUAGAGAUA
Messenger RNA from Nicotiana tabacum (common tobacco), 2289 nucleotides. RefSeq names its product protein root UVB sensitive 3. NCBI's taxonomy places the organism in Eukaryota, Viridiplantae, Streptophyta, Magnoliopsida, Solanales, Solanaceae. The record is from RefSeq and is a predicted model, not a curated record.